This is a messenger RNA of Sipha flava (yellow sugarcane aphid), 1080 nucleotides long. RefSeq lists its product as uncharacterized. The transcript has 3 exons. The coding region runs from base 237 to 1028 and encodes 263 amino acids. NCBI's taxonomy places the organism in Eukaryota, Metazoa, Arthropoda, Insecta, Hemiptera, Aphididae. The record is from RefSeq and is a predicted model, not a curated record. Gene Ontology annotation, biological process: regulation of DNA-templated transcription. Gene Ontology annotation, cellular component: nucleus. Gene Ontology annotation, molecular function: transcription coactivator activity.
GUUUUCCCGGUCAAAAGUAAAAAUAAAUUACUUAUUAAUUUUCCCGUACUACCCCCACACGAUCAUAUUUUGUACGUUAUGACCAACUACGAAAUGCUCGACGCCUCGUAAAAAUUUAACGGCUACAUUCUAAAACUUCGAUUGCUCUGUCCGUCUGUUGAUGCUUGUAUUGUUAUUGUUUAUUUCGUUCACGUUUCCAUUUUAUACCUAAAUCCGUUUUUCAGACUUCGCGCACGAUGACUGAUUGUCCUCAAUUUCAACUAAUGCCCCAAGUCGUGCCCAUCUUUCGCCCGCAACUGCCACCGCCGCCACCUAACGCGUUUCCCAUGCAGCCUGGCCAACCGAUGUUUCCAAUACCGACUCACUUCGGGUUUCCGCCGAUGACUUGGUCGCCGAUUCAUCACUUUCCGCCGCCACCGACUCCGCCGUUGAAUGCCUACAACAAUCGUCAGCAGCACGCCGAAGAGGAGCAUGAAUAUAACGCUCAGCCACAACUGGAACAACCUGCGUAUAAUAACAAUAACAACGGUCCUUCAAACGAUUCUUUGCAAAACGAUCCUUCAAAUUUGUCUCCGCGUUCGGCUCGCCAGGCGUACACUCGUAACGUGUCUAAUAAGUCCGACACAAGACAUGAAGAAUUCAGAAAAUACUUAGAAGAAAAUGGUAUUUUGUCAACAUUUACAAAUAUUUUAGCUGAAAUGUACCAAGAUCCUUUACGGCCUAAUGAUCCAUUGGGAUAUAUUCGUGAUAAACUAAACUGUUCACGGCCAGAAAUAGUAGAACUUUCAAAUCUUCGUCUUUGGUGUGAUCAGUACCAAACAAGAACAGUGCGCCUAGAAAAAGAAUUAAAACAUGUGAUUGAGCAACUAAGAAAAUAUGAACCAUACAAUACUGAUGAUUCUCUUUUUAAUGAAUGUUCUACAGAAAAUGAUUGUAAAUCAUGUGUAUUAGAUGUUACAAAAUUAGGACACGUAGAAAGUAAGGAAGAAAAUUCUAACCAUGAAUUAAUUAAAAAUAAGAACCAAUAACUUCUAUAAUUCUAAAAACAAUACUAAUGAAAACCUAAAAGAUUUUCAAAGU